UCGGAAGAUAGACACGGUUCAGUCAGUGUGUGGGUGCCAGACUGUCAGUGCGCAUCAUGUGGUUGUUCGGAGUGGUGCUGUUCGUGUUGGCGGUGACGAGCUCUCUCCUUUCACCAGCGGAGGCAAAACCGUUCACAGGAUGCGAAACAGCGGCGUAUCCUCCUAAUAAGACAGACGAGGUGUCCCUCUACUUGGUGAACCUGGACCUGCCGCCUCGGGAUCGCUGGACAACCCUCAUGAAGGACAAGAGACCCCAGAUCGUGGCGCUGAUCGAUGACAUGAGUGAACUAGUCAAGAAAGUAGCCGGAGAGAAGAUCUUCAACUUCCUCCUCAGUAGUCUUACAGCGGUGACUGACAGUCUGCCACAACCGUACAAGGAGGAGAUCGAGGGGAUCGCCUCCACUACGGGACUGCCUGUCAGCACUGUGACUCUCUACAACAUAUUUUACGAGGCCUUCACUCUGUGUACUUCAUUGGUGAUCCAAGACCAGUCCGGCCAUCUUUAUCACGCCAGGAAUUUGGACACUGGAGUGUUUUUAGGAUGGGACGCACGGAACCACUCCUGGACGGUUGCAGAGUUGCUGAAGCCGAUGGCGGUGCGGCUCCGCUGGACGAAGAACAACGCCACGGUCUUUGAGUCGCUUAGCUUCUCCGGUUACGUGGGUGUACUGACUGCCGUCAAGAAGGACGCCUUCACUUUUUCCCUGAACAAAAGAGACGCCCUCAACGGAGGCCUCCUCGGCUUGCUGGAGUGGCUGCUGUUCCACGAUCAUGAGCAGCGCUGGGUGUCAUUUCUCACGAGAGAGGUCAUGGAGAAGGCCACCAGCUACACGGAGGCCUGGCAGGCCCUUUCCACGCCCCGCCUGCUAGCGCCUGUCUACUUUAUCCUGGGAGGCACCCAGCCCGGCGAGGGAUGCAUUAUCACGAGGGCUCGAGACAACUUUGACUUGACAACACUGGGAGAGUCUGGCGAGUGGUUCUUGGUACAAACAAAUUACGAUCACUGGAGGAGUCCCCCAUUCUACGACGACCGCAGGACACCCGCCAGGCACUGCCUCUCAGCCGGGGGCGUGCAACAGGCCUCCCCCGCCCUGCUGUACAACGUGCUCUCCACCCGCCCCGUGCUGAACAAGGGAACUGUUUACACGGCACUCAUGGACGUGCGGUCCGGGGAGGUGCACGCGUGGCGGCGUGCGUGUCCCGACCCCUGCUGGCCCUGGUGACCCGUGACCCGUGACCCCCAGCCCAUCCUGCGGCGCCAACACUAACCUUACACCGGACCAAAGACUCUGUUUACUUUUUACACACAUUAACUUAAGUCUUAAGCUAUGGCUUUGUGACUAUGCAAUGUAUGUGAAUGAACCUCAGUAAGGUAAUUUAUUAAAACAGAAUGCCUAAUAUAUAUGCCAAAUAAUGAAGUUAAGUUGAUUGUGUAAUCAAAAUGAAAUAGAAUAUAUCACUCAUGAAUAAAAUUUCCUAAAAAAAUAUUGACGUUAUCUUCAAACACACGACAAGCACCAUCUUAUCGAGAAAAUCAACCAAGAAAGAGCUCACUUUAUAAGAUGACUGUGUUAUAUCAGCAGCAGCAGCGGUAAUAAGAGCUGUUGCAUUUAUAGCAACAGCAUAUGUAAUAGCUUCUUUAGUAGUAUUAUCACCAGGACCGUCGCUCGUUUUCAAAAUGUUCGUGCUUAGUAACAUAAGAAUAUUGCAGUUUGCCACACAAAGUCUCCAACAGUUCGCUGGAACCUACACAAGUUCAACACUAAAUUCAACAACAUAAAUUCAAGGGAAAUCUUCUGACAUAUUUAGCACCAGUAGACUGAUCGGGAGGAAGUGUUUCAUAGAUUUCCACCAGAAUACCCCAAACUUCCUACACCCUACGAUACGAAAGGCAUGUUACGGGCGGAGAAUAACCUAUGCAGUGACGCAGAAAAGUCUACGGACAGAGUGUGUGUGUGUGUGUGUGUGUGUGUGUGUGUGUGUUUGCUUCCUCUCUGUAUCCCCUUUUCUCAUUUUACUACCUGACGUAAUUUCAUAGUUCCCCAUAAAAUCCUCGCGACUCACCGAUCUCCUUCAGAUAAGAUGCAGUGGCAGACUUAACAAUUCCAGGCGGCUCGAAUAUACAACAAGACUAUCGAAUACCACACGCACACCUAAGUAAUUACGUUAUUCAUUUAUUGAUCUUGAUUGUAUAGUGUUGCUAAGGGGUGCAUCUCUUUCCCCAAUACACACACACACUAACAUACACACUGCAUGGAGCCUCCCUCGAGAU
This is a messenger RNA of Eriocheir sinensis (Chinese mitten crab), 2272 nucleotides long. RefSeq names its product acid ceramidase-like. Lineage: Eukaryota; Metazoa; Arthropoda; Malacostraca; Decapoda; Varunidae. Gene Ontology annotation, molecular function: N-acylsphingosine amidohydrolase activity; fatty acid amide hydrolase activity. Gene Ontology annotation, cellular component: lysosome. Gene Ontology annotation, biological process: fatty acid metabolic process. The transcript is spliced from 10 exons. Bases 57 to 1223 code for a protein of 388 amino acids. The record is from RefSeq and is a predicted model, not a curated record.